This is a messenger RNA of Botrytis byssoidea, 597 nucleotides long. RefSeq lists its product as uncharacterized. Gene Ontology annotation, molecular function: ubiquitin binding. The record is from RefSeq and is a predicted model, not a curated record. Bases 1 to 597 code for a protein of 198 amino acids. NCBI's taxonomy places the organism in Eukaryota, Fungi, Ascomycota, Leotiomycetes, Helotiales, Sclerotiniaceae. The transcript is spliced from 2 exons.
AUGUCUGAUCAAACAGUCAACAUCCCACAACUUCUCAUCAUAAUCCUAGUCGGAGCGUUCGCAGUGCGAUAUUUAUUCUUCUCCGGGUCCAAUAAUGGCUCCUCGGGUUCGAAUCGCAAUAGCGCAAGUAAUGUUCGGGCACGAGAGGCAGAUGUAGAGCGUAUACAACAGAUGUUUCCACAGGUGUCGAGGAGGAGUAUUAUGUGGGAUUUGCAGCGGAAUGGGGGAAACGUAGUGGCUACCACGGAGCGGAUAUUGAGUGGGAGAGGCUUAGAAGUUCCUCCUCAAUCUUUUCAACCACCGCUCCCAGCACCCGCCGCCGCCUCUUCAACAUCAAUCCAAACUUCUAAGCCCACCCAACCAGAUUUAAUAACACGAUACAAUCUGAAAGCGAAACUAGCAGAAGAACAAGCGGAAAAACGAGAAGCUGAAGAGCGAGAAUCGAAACAGAAGCAAGGAGGGGGUGCAGCUUGGAGUUCUAAUAAAAAUGAAAGACAAGCGCUUUUGCAGAAGAGGAGAGAGGAGAUGAUUUUAGCGGCAAGGAGGAAAAUGGAAGCAAGAGUUGCGAAGGAGGUUGAGCAAGGUGGGAGUGGGUAG